AAGAGACUUUGUGUCUCCCCAUCGAAAAUGGCAUCUGGGUUUUGCUCACUGCGUCCCACUCUCAGCUCCUUGUUCUCGUCCCACGCGCUUGCACCCACUCUACGGUGGCGUCCGAGUUCGCUGCGUAUUUCCCGCGCUUUAUCAGCUGCUACUGUUCCGAUAAGCUCCUCCUCCUCCUCCUUCACGUGGGACGACGUCGUCGAGAUCGGUCGCGAGGAGUAUGCGCCUGACAACUCCUCUGAUCUCACCGGAUUUCUCGAGAAAGUCGACCGCUGCAAUCGCGGAUCAGAGAAGUUUGCUGAGUUCAUUCCAUUUGUUAUAGAGGAACGAGUCGUUGGUUAUAUUCAUAAGGGAUUUACGGAGUACUUGAGGGACUUUCGUGAUAUCUUUACGUUUUCACAAAAUGUUUGCGUUGGUGACCAUGUAACGCUUAAUCUGAUGUUUGAAAAGCCUGAAGAUAGAACCAGAGCAGUAGCUGAUGCUAUCAAAAUCUUGGGUGACAAAGGAAUCAUUCCAGGAAUACGAAAUGAGCUGUAUCCUGUGAAACCGUCGUUUAAUGCUCCUGUCUAUUUCUCGCUAGAGCGUGCUGCUGCUCCUUAUUUCGGAAUAAAGGGUUACGGAGUUCACAUGAAUGGUUAUGUAGAAAGAGAUGGACAAAAGUUUCUAUGGAUAGGUAAGAGAAGCCUCGCAAAAUCCACUUAUCCAGGAAUGCUUGAUCAUCUGGUUGCUGGAGGAUUGCCUCACGGGAUUAGCUGCGGUGAGAAUCUAGUAAAGGAAUGCGAAGAGGAAGCUGGGAUUUCCAAAUUCAUUGCUGAUAGGGCGAUAGCAGUUGGUGCUGUUUCGUACAUGGACAUUGAUCAUUACUGUUUCAAACGUGAUGUGCUGUUUUGUUAUGAUUUGGAACUCCCUGAAGAUUUUGUUCCCAAAAAUCAAGAUGGAGAAGUUGAGAGCUUCAAGUUGAUUCCAGUAGCCGAAGUUGCUAACGUGAUUCGGAAGACUAGUUUUUUCAAGGCCAACUGUUCCCUUGUCAUUAUUGACUUCUUGUUUCGGCACGGGUACUAUCUUGACUCUGAUCUCUUUUCCCUUUUCAUAGCAUUCGUUCAUCACACCAGAAUCAUCUGGUUACUUAGAUCUGUACCGACGCUUGAGGAAUGGAGAUUGCUCAUAAAGGAUGCUUCUGUGUUUUUCCUCUCUGAUAACCUGUCGAGACAGUUCAGGUGCCUUGAUGAACAUGCACACACCAAUCAAGAAAGUCCAAACGAGCACAGCAGAGAUUGGGCAGAUGGCUGA
This is a messenger RNA of Thlaspi arvense, 1290 nucleotides long. The record is from the annotation of a GenBank genome assembly. Lineage: Eukaryota; Viridiplantae; Streptophyta; Magnoliopsida; Brassicales; Brassicaceae.